AUGAAGCGUCGUACGCCUCUACCGACCAAUGGCGGGACGAAGAAGGCCAGAAGCUCUUUAGGUGGUUCCUCAAAUGGCACUUCCGCGGGAGCUUCCGCGGAACAUGAAAAAUCGAAUGGAAGAACGAACCAACCGACCAGAGCAUAUAGAGCUUGCGAUUACUGUCGAAAACAGAAAACUAGGUGCUUCAGGAGCUCUCCAGCUGCUGUUUGCUGCUUGAGAUGUUUAAGUGUGGGCAUUCAAUGUUCGUUUGAGGCAGACUAUAAGUCGGCAAAUCCCGGGGUCAAGAUCAUUGGCGGUGUUCCAGAACACUUACAUGGGGACCAGAAAGUCGAGGUUAUUCCGGGAAAUAACGACAACUACACUAGGGUGGACUCGGUGGACCAUGGGUCGGCGAAGAAACUCGACUUCAUAUGUGGAUCAGUGACGAGGAUCUUGGAGCUCUUGCAAGCACAGAAAGGAGCCGCUCAAUCACCAAGCCUGUCAAUUCUUAAUAGUGAUGUCAAGUUGCUUUUAGAUGCUGCUUCCACAAUGAAGGACCAUCCUACACCUCAAAGUGACUUUCAGGUACCACCGCUGAUGCUGCCUACAACAGUAGUCGAGGCUCUUGCAACGCACGAAACAACACCUAUUGAAGAAGAAUCACCUCAAGUUAUUCUUGGUCCGUCAAAGUCGUUUUCUACUUCGCCUUUUCAUAUGCUAGGGGACAAAACGGAUGCUGUUUCGAGACCCAUACAGAACCUUCUAAAGCUAAAGGGCUCACAAGGCCAGCCAGCCAUUGUACUGAGUGAUGGUGAUAUUAUUGAAACUGGCGUUCUCACCAACUUGGAGGUAAUUGAUCUCAUGAAUGACUUUCGAAGUAACUACGGCCGGUGGGUCCUGUUUCCUAGCGACAUGUCGACUACCGAGUUAGUGGAUAGCGUCAGAAAGAAAUCUUCACUCUUGAUCACAACAUGCUGUUGUUUGUCGUUGCGUUAUUCACUCAAUGGGAAACCCAAUCCUGGUGAUGUCGACAGUCACCGAAGAAAGAAGGUCACAUAUAAGUUGCUUAUUCGCCAUUUACUAAGGGACCUCAACAAAGUCUUGCUUAAACUAGCUUGUUUCCAAGGCUGUGGAGACUCCAAGGGCGAUAUUGAAAAUCUCCAAGCGAUGGUGAUCUUGUCUAUAUACUCCAUGUCAUUAUCUUCCAUUGCUUGCAGUACAGUGGAUGGAGAUCCUCUUCUUGACGACGAGGUAAGCAUCAAAGAGCUUAACAUGGACUCCUGGAGCCUUUCUGGAACUGCGCUCACAACAUUCAUUUCUAAAUCUAACUUUGGGACAUUGCUACACAGAGCAGAAGACGAAACCCCAAAUUUUACAUUCCUUUUUAACCUGUUUGACUCAACCGAGUAUCAAACAUUGACGAUGUUCCGCAUUUACAACCAUCUUAUCCUCAACCAUUUGGCAAGCUGUAUCUUUAGUGGCCGCAUGUGCAUUGUCGACCAGAUAAGACUUAGCCAUUGCAAUCUUGCUUUGAGUCUUCCCAGUGCCACUAACUUUGACGGGAGAAUGGUAAGCGAAAUCGGAAUUCUUCUAAUUGCAUACAACUACAUCCAACUUGGCAGCAAUGGCGCUCCGGCAAAUGACCUUGAACAGGUGGAAGGGUCGUUUAAAAUUGUCCAAGAAGAGAUAAAAAGCUGGUACGAACAAUGGGAAUACUUAUUCUCACAACCGGCCAUAUCAUUUGUCGAAUCAACCCACUCCUUCUGUUGUAUUUUGGUCCAUUUGGGUUAUGCGUACGAAAAAGCUGGUGUCAUGUCCAAGAGAAACAGUCUAUCAGAGCCUAACGUUCCAGACAGGUUACUAGGGGCUCUUGCUGACUGUGACAGAACGUCCAUAUGCCAGGUCAUCGGCAGUGCUUAUUAUCUUGUGAGUUUUUCUAUUAAGAUACAAAACGACUCAUACUAUGCGUAUUUGUCGGACCAAAUCCACUUUUUCUUCUAUUUUGGAUGUAUGGUUUUGCUUAAAGCGCUAAGCCAUCUCAAGUCAAUCGAUAAGCUCCAUUAUUUGAACGACUUGGAUGACCAGGACGAGCUCAACGAGCAAACGUGGAAGGAAGCGUUGGUAAAAUCCCGCAAGCUCGUCGACAAGUUGACCAGAAUAUGCCAGGACAACACAGACGACUUGCUCACGAGCUACAGGGACAGCCUUGUGGGCGUGAUGGAACAGGACUUCCCAAAUGAAUUGAAGUAA
This is a messenger RNA of Candidozyma haemuli, 2232 nucleotides long. It is a transcript of the gene ZCF19, whose product is annotated as Zcf19p. Gene Ontology annotation, molecular function: transcription cis-regulatory region binding; DNA-binding transcription factor activity, RNA polymerase II-specific; zinc ion binding. Gene Ontology annotation, cellular component: nucleus. The transcript has a single exon. Gene Ontology annotation, biological process: regulation of DNA-templated transcription. The coding region runs from base 1 to 2232 and encodes 743 amino acids. The record is from RefSeq and is a predicted model, not a curated record. NCBI's taxonomy places the organism in Eukaryota, Fungi, Ascomycota, Pichiomycetes, Serinales, Metschnikowiaceae.